AUGGCCAAUGGCAGCAGGAUCGACCGCGGUCGUUUGCUCCGAGACCGGGAGUAUCUGUUACACGCAGUCUGCGCGGAGUUCCAGAAGGUGGAUACUUACCACCGUGGGCUCAUCACCUCCGCGAACUUUGCCAAGGCCUUGGCCAGCCUGGGCUUGCAGUACGGCCAGCCCGAGGUGGAGGAGUUGCUGGAGUACUGCCAAGUCACCGACGAUGGCUACGUGCACUACAAAGAGCUCAGUGCCUUCCUGUCCCCGCAGCAGCCCCGAGCCAAGCAGAGCAGCUUGAAGCAGACGCUCUACCCAGCCGAGGUGGAUGCUCCGCUGCCGCAGGACCAGCACCACGGUUUCUUCGUGGCGCGCACGGAAGACAUCCGAAAGGUUUAUUCACUCUGGGAGCGUGGCCGCAUCUCGAACGAGCAGUUCAAAGAUGGGUUGCAGAGCGCUGGUGCACCCUCUCCAUUGCCAGAAGAGCUCGACCGGCUGCUGGUGACGUACGGCCCAGCGCGGUCCUUGCCCUUCAGCAAGCUGAUGUACGCGCUGCAGAUCGACGCGAACGACGGGCGUCGAGCAAGGAACGUGUUGGGGGUGCCCCCUGCGGCCUUCUCGGAGGGCCGCCGUGCGGGCCGUGCGGGUGCCGCGGGUGGAGCGCCCUCGGAACUGCGCUUUCAUGGUUCCUGUCUCGGCCCGCCUUCGUCCACUGCAAGUCUCUGUGACGAGCUGGCGAAUCCAGGCUCCUUGCGCCAGGCGCUCUCUGAUUUCGUGGACGGUCACACCCCAGCAGUGACCUUCCGUCUGCAGCUGCAGCGCUUCGGAGUGCCUUUGACGUCGGAGCUGGAGAAGAG
Molecule: messenger RNA, 842 nt
Organism: Symbiodinium necroappetens
Lineage: Eukaryota; Dinophyceae; Suessiales; Symbiodiniaceae
Source: the annotation of a GenBank genome assembly